GUUUGGUUGGAAAGCAAACAGACGACUUUCCGCCGGACCACGUUGAUCCGGCAGACUCGGGGGUUUCCGGGCUGCACGUUUCGGCACAAUGCCAGCGCACUGCGUCGCGUAUGGCUGUACUAAUUACUUUUACGGCAAAGAGGCGGUGAAGUUUUUUAGAUUUCCGUCAGCAAAACUGUAUCCCGAGAAGCGAGACGCUUGGAUUGCUGCGGUAAAAAGGAAGAAUGAACACGGUUCGUUGUGGCAACCGAACGAACAUUCACGCAUUUGCAGCGCGCAUUUUAUUGCAGGGCGGCCGUCAACUUUUAAGAAUCAUCCCGACUACGUGCCAAAUAUGUUCUGCUACAAGAGAACUCCGGGCCAGGCUGGUGCGGAUCGGCACAGCCGUUGGCUGAAAAACCAAGACGCUGUUUCUACAAAGCAGCAAGGUAGCAAGAACACAGCAAGUCAGCUCCCUGCCACACAGCAACCUACAGCCCCUUCGUUGAACCAAGGGAAGGCCAGUAAAGGUGCUGGCAUGAAUGAAAAUACAUCUGCAGCCCAGCCGGAGCUACUAACCACCACGCAACAGCCUGCAUCCCCAUCACCGGCUCAAGGGGAAACCACUAAAGAUACCAAGCCAUUGCAGGCACCGCUGCCAGAAUGCAGUUGUCAACAGUGCAGUUGUGGCAACGUGAGACGCAUGGAGCGCACUCUCGGUGAACUGCAGAAACUUGCUAUCCAGCUUCAGAACAGAAACCUAAGGCUUGAAAACAAGCUUGAAAGGGUAGAGUCAAGACUUCUCACAGUAAAAAUACUGCGUGAUCCAAGCAAAUGCAUGCAUUACGUUGGACUUCCAAACAUUGAAGUUUUCCAAAUCUUACUGGACUACCUAAAACCCCUUGCUAGUGAAAUGGCAUACUGGGGUUCGAACCAGAAAGGCGGAAAGAACCUCCGUGGCCGUCGAAAAGAUAGUGAAUUGGAAAAUGAGUUCUUUAUGACAUUGCUUAGGCUGAGAAGAGGAAUAGGUGGUGUAGAGCUAGCACGCAACUUCCUAAUAUGUGAAAGCCAGGUUAGCCGCAUUUUCACCACAUGGGUGAAUCUGCUGCAACGAGAGCUAAAAAAACUUACUACGCUACCUUCUCGGGAAGCCUUGCAACCAUACCUGCCGAAGUCAUUUCGUGACUUUGCGGACACAAGAUUGGUUCUUGAUGCAACUGAAGUGAGAAUUCAGCGACCAUCGUCGCUAAGUGCCCAAAGGCAAACAUUUUCAGCAUACAAACAUUUCAACACAUACAAGGUGCUUGUGGGGUGCACUCCCGAUGGAUACAUAGCGUUUGUUUCCCGCCUUUGGGGUGGGUCAGUGUCAGACACGACGAUCCUGGAAAGCAGUGGAUUGCUCGACGAGUUAGUAGAAGGAGAUGCAGUCAUGGUGGACAAAGGUUUCACCUUCCCCUACAUACCACCUGGAGUGACUGUGUACCGACCACCAUUCCGUCAGCGUCAUGAAAAACAGAUGCCACCAGCUGCAGUCCAUGAAACGCGGUGCAUUGCCCGUGCAAGAGUCCAUGUCGAACGGGCUAUUGCACGCGUGAAAAGUUUUCGUCUACUUGACCGGCCAUUCCCAAUUUCCAUGAUUGAUAUUGCUGACCACGUGUUUCAAGUGUGCUGCUUCCUCAGCAAUUUUAGGAAUCCACUCAUAAAAGAUGAAGUGGCUGUAUAAGCACAUCUUAUUUUGUUAUAGCGCAAG
Dermacentor albipictus is the source of this 1729-nucleotide messenger RNA. RefSeq lists its product as uncharacterized. The record is from RefSeq and is a predicted model, not a curated record. Lineage: Eukaryota; Metazoa; Arthropoda; Arachnida; Ixodida; Ixodidae.